Molecule: messenger RNA, 636 nt
Organism: Lachancea sp. 'fantastica'
Lineage: Eukaryota; Fungi; Ascomycota; Saccharomycetes; Saccharomycetales; Saccharomycetaceae
Source: the annotation of a GenBank genome assembly
AUGCUGCACCCUCCUCGCUUUAGAUGCUCACUGCAAUCUGCGAAAUUUUGCCGUUCUUUUCAUACCACUCGCAUUCUGUUAGACCAAGAUCCGGUCCACAUACGAAAUACCAAUCGAUUUCGACAAUUACUGGUGGAAAAGGGAGAGUUUGCGCCGCAACAAGCUAAUGCGUUGGUGGAUAUCAUGUCCGAGGCGUUGAAGGGUGGUGUCGAACAUGUCUCGCAAGAUUUGGCCUCCAGACAGCGACUUAUUCAACUUGUUUCGCAGCAGCGAGUUGACUUCUCAAAACUAAGAGACCAGCUUUUAUCGGCAGAUCGCAGCGAGUUUCACUCCAUCCAAAGCGAGCAUGAAGGUAUUAGGAAUGAUUUGGAGAAAAUGCGGACAAAAUUGAGAGAAGAGAUCACAAGGGCGAAUGCGGGCUUCAAGCUGGACUUGUCGCUUGAAAAGGGUAGAAUACGUGAAGAAUCAAGCCACCACGAUAUGCAGAUCAAGGAAAUUGACACACGAAUUGACCAGGAAGUUAGCAACAUGAAAAUGCAGAUCGAUUCCGUGAAAACUCAGGUAAUGCAAUGGCUUAUUGGGGUGUGCACCGGUACAUUUGCCCUUGUUCUUGCAUACGUGCGGUUACUUUCUUGA